AUGACCGGACAGUCGAGUCAGCAGCCGUCUGAUAGGCCCUUGUCUGUUGCCGGCUUCGAAGCUAUCGCUAAGACCAAGCUCAAGCAGCAGGUCUGGGAUUACUACGUAUCUGGCUCGGAUGAACAAACCACCAUCAAACGCAAUCGAUCAUCAUUCGAUAGGCUACUGCUGCGUCCUCGAGUUUUCCGCGAUGUCAGUGUGAUAGAUACCUCCGCCACAUUAUUUGGCAGGAAGUAUCUUUUUCCAGUUGGUGUGAGUCCAAGCGCGAUGCAGAAACUCGUUGGUGGAGAAGGUGAGUUGGAUGUUGCUCGAGCUAUCGCCGCUCGAGGUACCUUAAUGAUUCUGUCUUCAAACUCAACUUCGAAGCUGGAGGACGUUUUAGAUGCUGCUGGCGGUCCGGACGCGAGUUUCUGGUUCCAGAUCUACAUCUCACAAGAUCGCGAGAAGUCCUCGAGGCUGAUCAAACGCGCAGAAAAGGCUGGGUACAAGGCCCUAGCUGUUACAGUCGAUACACCAGUACUAGGCAAUCGCUACAACGAAAGGAAAACACAACUUGUCUUGCCCAAGCCAUUGACUCUCGCGAACCUCGAGGAUAACGACCCCACAGCAUCUAGCAAACCUAGUCUCAACCGCGAGCUUCUGCAAGCACUAACUAGAGAAGAGGCUGCCCAGAUACAGGAUGCCGCCAAGAAGCGUGGCUUACUUAAUGCUUCGGACUUGACAUGGCAUGAAACGAUUCCAUGGAUGAAGCAGCAAACAAACAAGAUGAAAAUAGUGGUCAAGGGCGUCAUGACUGCCGAGGAUGCUCUGUUGGCCAUACAGCACGGUGCUGAUGCCAUAGUGGUGAGCAACCAUGGUGGUCGGCAAUUAGAUGGCGUUGCCAGCACACUUGAGGCACUUCCAGAAAUUGUGGAUGUAGCCAAAGGACGAGUCCCAGUGCUCAUGGAUGGCGGGAUCACGAGAGGAAGCGACGUGUUCAAAGCUCUUGCCUUAGGUGCGGACUUCUGUCUCGUCGGUCGUCCAGCGCUAUGGGGACUGGCUUAUGAUGGACAGAAAGGUGUGGAGAUGGUGCUAGAUGUGCUUGAGCGAGAACUCACUCGAACCAUGGCGCUUUGUGGUGCUAGGAAUUUGCAAGAGAUCGAGAAGGGAAUGCUCGGGGUGGAAAGACGUGAUGGCUUUGGGGUAGCAAAACUGUGA
Lithohypha guttulata is the source of this 1197-nucleotide messenger RNA. RefSeq lists its product as uncharacterized. Bases 1 to 1197 code for a protein of 398 amino acids. Gene Ontology annotation, molecular function: oxidoreductase activity; FMN binding. Lineage: Eukaryota; Fungi; Ascomycota; Eurotiomycetes; Chaetothyriales; Trichomeriaceae. The record is from RefSeq and is a predicted model, not a curated record. The transcript is spliced from 2 exons.